AUGAUAAAAUUAACUGAUUUACAGGAUGUUCCACCAGGAUUACGCGAAGAACACAGGAAUUAUAUGCGAAUAGCAAAACAAGCAAAAGAAAUUGAACUUCAAACAAAUACGACUACAGUAGAAAAUGCUCAUUUCGGUAUGACCGAAAUUGGAAUAUUGGUUGUUGUUAGUUUGUUAGUACUUUCGGUGAUAGCUACAGUUUCUAAGUACAUAAUAAGAAAAUGUUAA
Molecule: messenger RNA, 228 nt
Organism: Enterospora canceri
Lineage: Eukaryota; Fungi; Microsporidia; Enterocytozoonidae
Source: the annotation of a GenBank genome assembly